UCAAAGGUUAGAUUAAGUUAGAUUCUUUACAUUCAUUCAAAGCUGUAGAAACUAAGGUCUGCAAUCAUGUUUAAAGUCAGAUUUACAUACCAAGCCUCCGUAGAUACAGACAUCAACCUUUGUGUCGGGGAUAUUAUAUCCAAUGUCGAGGAUGUCAGUAAUGGCUGGUCUAUGGGGCUAAAUAUAUCAACUGGUAAAACUGGAACAUUUCCAACUAAUUUCAUUGUCAAGAAAUUGUCAUUCAAAGACAAGGUCAAAAGAAUGUCAUUGGCAAAGAAGAUGACUGAUGAAUUAGUCCUGAUGUCCAAAAACAACAGCGAAAGUACAGAAACUUUGGUUCCUCGGAAUAAGGCAGAAAUUCCUGAUCAUGUCUUACAAAGAAGACUAACUCGUGUUCCUGGACAUUCAAAUAUUAUAGGUGUCAAACUUCCUAAAAUGGUUCCAAAGCCAGUCAAAUCCUUUGGAAACAACCUGGUCCAAAGUAGUCGUGGUGAAUAUAGGAUCCUGAAAGCCAUCUUUGGGAUAUUUGGAGGUUUUAUUGCCUGUGGAAUCCUGUUUGUUCUUUUACGAUACAGUUAUGAUUAUUCUCUACAAAACUCUUGCUACAUAACACUUGGAUUAUCCCUUCCUAUAUGUGUAGCAUUAGCCCUGUCUACGCACAUGAGAUGCAUCUUUUUACUGAUGGUUCCAAACCUGUUCACUGGAAAAGGACGAGCUGUAUUUAUGUCCAUUAUUUUUGCCAUGUUACUUGCUGGUCCUGUAGUCAACAUUGUAUACAAUGCAGAGCAAGCAUCUGAAUCAAUGGCCUGCACCCAGGAACUGAUCUACAACCAGACUUCUAUCCUCAGAAGUCAGCUUGAAGAACCAAUCAGAAGAAUAGAACGGACAAUUUAUGAAGGCCUUGACAAGUUGAAGAACAUUGCAAAUUCUAUUAAAAGUGCUAUUGCACCAGUUACUAAUGCAGUUGAUGCUUUUGUGAAUGGUCUCAAUGCAGCUAAGAAUGCACUAGAAAAUGCAGCUAAGGAGUGUAGUAAUGGUAUUAACACAGCUCAGUCUAAAUGUGAGCAGGGAAUCAACAGUGCUAAAUCCGAGUGUGAAAAAGCACUUAAUUCUGUUGACCCUACAGACGAUAUUAUCAACUUUGGGAAAGACGUGGCUAAUACUGGGGAUUCAGUAGUGAGGUCAAUUGGAAAUGGUUUCCGUAGGGUGUUUGGGAAAAAAAGGAAAAGAAGGAGAGCUAUGACAGAGGAAGAGAAAAAUGCAAUAGAGUUAGCUAAACAGCUGAUUGGGCAAGACACACCAUUACAAAGAUAUGGUAUCUACCUAAAAUCUAGGAAUGCUGAGAAGAUAACCAAUGACACCCGACUGCAUAAACAGCAUUCACUGAAAAGGUCAAAGAGAGGGGUUUUGGAUAAGAUAUGUGUCGUUCUUGACAUUGGCGAUGUUUGUAAAGUUGUCCAAGUAGCCAAUGUUCUCGUCUGUAAGCCUAUUAAAUUCAUAUCAACUGUCAUAGAAGGUGCGAAUAAUGCGGUUAAUUCCGUCCUUAACACUGUCAUCUCCUUCUUUUAUUUUGACUUUGAUGGAGGUAUCAGUGCAACUGGAAAUAUCAAUUCCUCAAAAACAGCAGCACAAAUCAUUUCCGAAGUGAAAGCUGACAUACAGUCUAGAACUAAAUGGAUUCUAACAGUAUCUGGUAUAGUCAGUAACAUUCUCAUCAUCACUCUAUUGUUAUUAUUUCUCAAGUCAAUCUUCUAUCUUAAGAAGUUCCUCAGUAAGGAUCGCUAUGACAAUAUCUACAUUACAAAGGCUUUCAAGAUUUAUGACCAGCAAUGCAAAGCACAGGGAAAACCAUCAGUUUUGCCACUGAAGAGAAAGGAACGCAGAAACUAUGCAGACACUCGGUCACCAUGGCUGUCAUCAAAAGAAAUAGCUCAUGCUAAAACUGGUAUUACUAAAAUUGGAAUUCAUCUCUUGAUAGCUACUGUUAUCAUUGUCUUUGACUAUGUCCUUUACUUUGUUCUGAUGCUCAUUGAUCGCUAUGGUAACCUGAAUAUAAAUAUUGGUGGCAACAGUUAUCUGAAUGUAUCAGUAGAAGGCAGUGGAUUUAUUUCAGCAUUUUUGAGAGCUUUCCUAACCACUGUUGAAUUGAAUUCUGACUUUGGUGUAGAGUUUAACCUAACAACUUGUAUCCCUAAUCCCAGUAAACCAGAUGACAAUAAUAUCUACAAGUUUAGUUUUCUUUACUUCUUUGCAUUUGUAUUCCUUAUAAUGCAGGCUUAUGGUUUACGUUUAAGAAGGAAAAUUGUCACAUUCUUCUAUCCAGAACGAGAUAUUGAGAGGAUAAAAUUUCUUCAUGAGAAAAUACGACACCAGAGAAAAUCCCUGUUGAAUUGGCUGACCCAGCAUGUCAUAUCUCGUAACAAGCAAUUCCAUAUGGAAAAUCGUAUAACUUUCCGUGGAUGGAUGGAAUACCGCUGUCCAAUAUUUGCUAGAUAUUUUUGCCCUUGUCUACCGAAAUACAAGAUAUGCAUAAGUUGUGAAAAUAAGCACAAUGGUACAAUUCAAUUCCAUCAAUGUGAGAAAUGUCAGUCUAAUUAUUGUGAGGAAUGUUUUGGAGACAUGAAGUACAGUUGUCUCAUUUGUAAUACUAAAUCAAACAUGUAAAAACCUCAUGCUUACCUAUAGCAACAUUCUGUCCUGAACAUGGAUUCUUCACAAAAGUGGAGUGUGUACAUUUAAUAUCAUACAUAUACAUAUAUAUAUAUAUAUAUAUCUACUUUAACCGAAAAAUAUACUAUGAAUCAAUAAAUA
Messenger RNA from Mytilus californianus (California mussel), 2811 nucleotides. RefSeq names its product DC-STAMP domain-containing protein 2-like. The transcript has 4 exons. Gene Ontology annotation, molecular function: protein binding. The record is from RefSeq and is a predicted model, not a curated record. The coding region runs from base 67 to 2664 and encodes 865 amino acids. Lineage: Eukaryota; Metazoa; Mollusca; Bivalvia; Mytilida; Mytilidae. Gene Ontology annotation, cellular component: membrane.